Molecule: messenger RNA, 336 nt
Organism: Eimeria tenella
Lineage: Eukaryota; Apicomplexa; Conoidasida; Eucoccidiorida; Eimeriidae
Exons: 5
Coding region: 1-336 (111 amino acids)
Source: RefSeq, a predicted model, not a curated record
AUGCCAAUUGGGGAAGUUGGAGAAAUUAUCCACAACUUCGCCAGCAGCAAAGGCCUGAAAGUCGUGGCGGACUUCUGCGGCCAUUUUAUUGGCCGUCGGCUGCACUUGCCUCCCCUUGUGCCUCACAGCGCUCCAAAUGACGCCAAAGGGGUAUUCAAGGUCGGCCAGACCUUCACCAUCGAGCCAAUUCUGACAGAGGGCAGCGGCGACAUUUACUGCUGGGCCGACGGCUGGACUGUAUGUACACAAGACGGAGGCCGUUGCGCGCAGUUUGAACAUACACUCCUGGUGACUGAAGAAGGAGCAGUUCCUUUGACAGUGCCGACUGGUUCCUGA